GUACGGCAUUCAGUCAGAAGCAGUUUCCUGAGGUUGUUGUGUUAAUAUAUAAAUCCUGUGUAGGGUCGGACUAGCCUGCUAUUUGGUGAUGAUUCUAGUUAUAAAGGAGGGCUGUUUGUGUUACCUGUCGGAUUUCACCUGUAUACGACUGUCCAGUGUGGAGCUUUGAAACUUCCUAUGUGUGUGGAUUUAUAUAGGACUGUCACUAGACGUCCACAGUUCUUCUACGAUUCUGAUAUUCAUGGAUGUUCGUUUCCACGAUUCAGCCGCGCAAGUAACGGACGAGUAACCUGACCUGGUCAAUGAGUUUUUUGGUGAAUUGGGUCACACAUUUAUGGAGUUCGUGACGAACAGUGGAGAUUACUGCCAGGCUCAACACGCACUUUAAGUGUGUCAUCCUCCUCAUCUCUCUCAUCGCCGCCGCCGUCAUCGUGUCUGUUACUGUCUGUCUGCUGGAGCUCCUCCUUGGAUCUUCUCCUCCCUGUGUGGAGACAGAUUUCAUCUAGGAUCUCUGUGAUCAACUAUCGUUUUGUCAUCGUAAUUUUUUCUGUUUUUGUCAACAAGUGUGUCGUCACCUUUGCCAAAGCGAGCAGUGCCUGUCUUGCUGUUCCGUCUUACAGAUGUAGCCGUCGUGAGUGUUGGACCAGCCAUUAUAGUAUAUAAACGGUGCUUGUAUACCUCCCGUGAGAUUUACCUCCUGCCCCCGAGAUUUCGUUGGUGACACUGCGAGUGUGCAAAUUUAAAUACAUGUCAGCUUACGAGCAGUUACAGAAAGAGUGAACAAGGAACAAUUCUUGGCUGACUUUGAAUCGACAAGAAACACAAAGUGAUCGGUUGCUACACCAAGAAAACUUGAAUCUAUCACUGUUGUAAUAUUGGAUUUCAAAAGUUUAGAUGGGUUAAAUUAAAGAAGUUUGUCUAGUCUCUCAAAAACUAUAGACAUAUUUGUUUUUAAGUUUAUGGACAAUUGAGGAAAAAUUACGAGUUGGAUGUGGGUUCAUAGUAAUACAGACGCCCGCUGGUCUUUCAUUUGUCAGUUUAGUCUCGGUGGAAUUAUUGUGUUUUCGUUUACACGUACCUCAGAAUUCAUCCUGUUCAUCUGAGUGUUUGAUUGUUGUUCCGUGUGUAAGAUAUAUAUUAUAUAUUAACUGUUGUGUUCCAGUUAUUAAAACUGUAUAUAUAUAUAAAUAUAUAUAUAGGUGGUGCAUUGAUAUUCAAAUAGCUAAGAAUAUAAAUAUAUAUAUUUUUCUCUGCUUUAUACGGAUAUAUAUUGUGUUCAUAUUGUAGAAAAAACUGGAUUUAUUUUUUCGUGAAUCGUGGAUAUUUAUUCCGGGACUUGGUUUUUAAUGUGGAUGCCUUUCACAGAAUCAUUGCUUACAUUAAUAAUUUGAUGCACCUGUUGUUUCACUCUUGUGGUAAUAUGGUCAUGUGUCCUUGAAUUCGUGGGGAAAACAUUACGGAAAUCUGAUGUGUCAUUUCCCGUAAAGAGAAAGUUUGGAAACUUCAAUGUAAAGGUUUACUGACUGUGGGACAUCACAGUCUCCAGUUCACUUCAGGAAGUAGGGAAGUCGUAGUGUUACACAAGCUUUCCUUGGAUCUGGAUUGUUUAAUUUUCGAGGAUUUGUUUAGCUAAUGUCUGCAAACAUGAAGGCCAGACGACCCGACCCGGCUGAGAUCGAGUAUAAGAAUAUGAGAUUCUUGAUCAUGGACAGGCCAACAGAUGCCACCAUGGACAAAUUUAUAGAAGAACUCGAGAAACGUGGUGCUAAAGAUGUUGUCAGGGUGUGUGAGCCAACAUACAAGACGGAGAAGCUGGAUACCCAGGGCAUCCGGGUCUUGGACUGGCAGUUUGACGAUGGUAACCCUCCUCCCAUGAUGGUUAUGGACGAGUGGUUCAACCUGCUCAAGACCCGCUUCAAGGAGGAGCCAGGCUGUUGUGUGGCAGUACACUGUGUGGCAGGACUGGGCAGAGCUCCUGUAUUGGUGGCAUUAGCCUUGAUUGAGUGUGGAAUGAAAUAUGAAGAUGCAGUGGAACUGAUUCGCAGCAAACGACGUGGUGCCAUCAACGCCAAACAGCUUUCCUUCCUUGCAGACUACCGGCCAAAGUCUCGCCUAAAGUUACGCGGCAAUGGACACAAGCAGUGUUGUAUAAUGUAGACCCGAUAGCUCAUCUUCAUGUUAUAAAUUAGGUUUCACCCCUUGUGGUCAUACAGAAAUGCUGUGACAACAAAUGUAAAACUAGCUGUGAUUGAUGGGGACAUAUAAAGGACAUGAUUAACUGGAUUGGAAGGAGAUUAGAGCAGUAGGAGUGCUGAUGUUGGAAUGUGAUAUCUUGGCUGGAUGGAAUUCAGAUAAGACGGUCAGGGCUGAAGAAUAUCUGUGAUCUGAAUGGUUACUUCAGAAAUCACUGUGAUCUGAAUAAGUACUGCAGAAAUCUCUGUGAUCUGAUUGGUUACUUCAGAAAAUGAUAACAAUAUUGAAUAAAGCAAUCAACUUUGAUAAACUAAGUUGGUUUGGGAAUUGUACAUACUUCAUUGUAAAAAUGUUAACCAUCUGGUUCUUUUUAAAGUAAAGCUGAGGGAAAAGUAUUUUAUUGCAAAAUUCUUUAUUAUAGAUGUUCUGACAUCACAGUUUGAUAUUAGUAAAAGGUUUCCACUGAUUUUCAGCAGUAUUUCCACUUUUGAAAAACAAUUUCCAUUAUCAGUGGUGAAUUAAACUUACCAGAAGUAUCAGUACUGAAGGAAAAUUCUGAAAAUAUUGACUGGAAUAAUAUAAAUUGCUAUGGACUUAAAUUUAGCCCAUAAAUUGGAGCUGCCAUAAAACUAAUAUUUAGUUAGAAAACUUCACCUGUAACACUAUAAAGUGCUUCAUUUGAUAAACUAAAGGGAAACUUCUGGCUGUGUAUGUUUUGAGGCAAGGUAAAUAUCCUUGGACCCGUAUGUUUAAAAAUUGAUCCGUCCUAUACCACACAAGGAAACCAAUUGAUACUGAUAAGCUUAAUGCCUGUCAGGGUGGGAUUUCGAAUCUGAAAGAAAAGGCUUGGCCACAUUGCUUAUAAAUAGCUGAAAAUGAGUGGGAAUCUUGAUCUAAAUGAAAUAUGUUCAUCGGUUUGUGGUUUGUGGAGGAGGAUACAGCGGACCUGAUAGGCAUUUAAACAUAUUUUACUGCAACACCUUCUCAUAUUACUAAAUGUGUUCACACCUUUUGUUUAUGUUAUAGACUGCUCUUGCCAUUAUACUUAACUAGUCUAUUUCAUGGGACAGGGUAAACAAAUUACCGAAAAAUAUCAUUUCUAAGAUUAAAAGCACCUUAGAAAAAAUAAUCAUUUUUAAGAUAUCAAACUAAUACUAGAUAAUGUUGCCUCACAACUAUAUAUGUAUACUAUUUAAGGGUUACAUAUAUACAUUAGCUGUGACAUAACCUGCAUCAAGUUUCAAAUAUAUCGCAACCUAAAAAACUUAUCUCUAUGCUAAUGCUUAUCUCCCUUUAUUGAUAAUACUCCAGUCAUUCUGAAUCAUAAGGUAAUGCAAAUUAGAAAUAAAGAAAAUAAAGAAAAUAACACUUUGACACAAAUCACAAAAAUAUCCUUUUAAGGAAGCAGGUACCUUAAUGAUAUUUUGUGAUUUUUUUUGUAAACUUUAUAAAUGAACUCUGUUCAAGUUUUAAAGUAUCUUCAAUAUCUCUAGGGAUGAUAUUAAUGUUUUAGGUACAUAAACAUAAACAAAUAUUUUAGACACUGUCAAUGCCUAAAAAAAAAUGGUCUGCUGUAUCCUAGAGGAAAUCUGGAAAAGUAAUUGUUCAGAGGUGUCAGUGUUAAUGUACUGAACAAUCAUGACACAUUAAUCCUCCUCCUCCUCCUCCUCCUCCUCCUCCUAUUUCAUUGUUACACAUGGGUAGGGUAAGUCACCUGUAAUGUGAAGGCCACUUUAAAUAUGUAGGGGUGAAUGAGUUAAAACUUCUAAAAAAAAGAUUUAUUUUCAAUGUUUAAAAGCUAUGUAAUGGAUUGCAUUAUUAAAUUCCUGUAUCAGUUUCAAAGAUUUUCAUUCUAAUUUUAUUAAAUUACUAAAAAAAAACACUGAACGUUGAGCAUAUUUUGAAUGGGAAUGGGUUUGCUCAACAAAUGUAAAGGAGAGGUGAUAAAUCCCUACAUAGGUUUUUUAAGUCCUGAUAUAUAUAUAGACAUGAGUAUUCCUUGUUUUUCAUCGUUGUGCUCACGCUGGCAUACCAAGGAAACAAUAUAAUGUUGAAUAAAUCUUGAACUGGUUCUGCAAUUAUCAUUCUUUUUAAGGACACAUUUUGACAAAAAGGGCAAUGCAUUAUUGAUACAAUACAAAUUUGAUAUGUUCAUACUUCACAUGGGUUUUGUGAAAGAAAUCUUGAUGUAAAUGAUCAAUCGAUUAGGAUUUGGUAAUUAAGAGUUACUUAUUUUUUAAAACUAUUUAUUGCAUGCUUGUGUGAUUGUGUUCAGAACGGUGUGUUAUUCUGUAGCAUCUGGCACAUGACACACACUGGUUCAAUAUUUAUAUAUAUUUUCGUCAUAUGUAAUGAAGGAAUGAUUGAAGAUCUACCGAUCCUUUAACUAAAUUGUCCCAUUUACAAGGAAGGGAGAUCAUAAUAUAUAAUUUGCUUACAAGUACAAAAGUUAUCAUCUGCAUAGUCUGCAAGAAAGAUAACUUGUUGUGACCUUGGUCAACAAAGGAGAUAAACCAUUGUUUUCUUCCUCAUUAAUGGAAAUUAUAAUUGUUGACAUUGGUAACAAGAUUGAUCAACCAUUGUGACCUUUAUUAGCAAGGGAAAUAAUCCAUUGUUACCUUCAUCCACAAGGGAGAUGAUCCAUCUCGACCUUCAUCAAGGGAGAUAAUCCAGUCCAGUUUAAUUUGAAAUUUUUUACUCAUCGAUAACAUUUAUUCCUGGCUAGGUUGGAUGCUGCCUAAUCAUGAAGAUUUGGACUAAUACCCCUGAGGUUGAAGUCUAGCUCCCAUUGGGGUUUGGUUAUAGUUUCCAUAUGGUUCUGAUUUUGUUCACUUCAGGUCUGAUUCAGCUCCACUACUUUCCUUGUGGCACAACUGAGUUCUCCACUUGUUCCAGCCAAUCUAAUCUUUGGUAAUGACCAUGUUCUUGUUUCUUCUUGCCGAUUCCUCCCUGGACAAGUUCCUCUUGAGAUUUCAUUAAGUUUCCCAUUCAGUAAUAUUUAAAAGUCCUUGGAAGUAUAUCUUAUUCCCUUCAGUCUCUAGCCAUGCUCCCCUUGGUUUUACUGUGUUUCCCCUUAGGGUUUGAACUAGAAUCUAUCCUGCAUGAACUGAAUUCCGGUGCUUCAGCAACAUCUUCACAACAAAACCCCUGGAACCAAUAUUAUUAAGAAUGUAAUCUAUUCAAAUGAUUGAAUUUGUCCUUAAAAAACAUCAAAUUGUAACUGAACAAAUGAAAUUUGGCAUUUUGAUGUAUAAAUUAUUUUGAGGAUCAAAUUAUAUUAGUUAACCUUCAUUGGCUAGAGGCUACGUUUAGGUCAGGGGGCGAAAUGUUUACCAAUUUCACCUACUACAUCUAGUUGGCAAUGCCCAUGUUACAACUAUUUUUUUUAUUGUAUUCUCAUGUUUCAUUUUCUUUUUUUUCAAUCAUCUAUCAUCAGUAAAAUAGUUUUUACCAUUUUAGUUUUACAAUUAAAACAAGAAAUGGGAGAGUUGGGUGAGUUAUCUCCCCUACUCAAAUAAACAUUAUCUCCCUUGGUUUCACAAUCUCUGUGAUAUGUUUACUUACUGUAAUUGCAUGACACAAUGGGAGACAACUCCGAUUUGUCUCGGAACAUGUUCCAAUAUACUGCCUAUAAAAGGAGAAUUGAAUGGAAGCUCAAACCUCUUUGAUUGCAGAGAAAAAAGACAGAUCUUGAAUAGUUUGAGUUCAAUAAAAUUGAUAUGAAAUGUCAACUUUCCAUUAGCAUUUAUGUAACGAUAUGAAUCUGAAGUAUUGCAUUUGUAUAUAUAUGCAGAUAUUGAACUUCGUCAAUAAAUAUAAAUUACCUUUC
Molecule: messenger RNA, 6022 nt
Organism: Mizuhopecten yessoensis (Yesso scallop)
Lineage: Eukaryota; Metazoa; Mollusca; Bivalvia; Pectinida; Pectinidae
Product: protein tyrosine phosphatase type IVA 2-like
Exons: 6
Coding region: 1633-2157 (174 amino acids)
Biological process (GO): protein dephosphorylation
Cellular component (GO): nucleus
Molecular function (GO): protein tyrosine phosphatase activity
Source: RefSeq, a predicted model, not a curated record